Messenger RNA from Alligator sinensis (Chinese alligator), 3138 nucleotides. RefSeq names its product solute carrier family 5 member 9 (gene SLC5A9). Gene Ontology annotation, molecular function: D-glucose:sodium symporter activity. Lineage: Eukaryota; Metazoa; Chordata; Crocodylia; Alligatoridae. The coding region runs from base 40 to 2037 and encodes 665 amino acids. The record is from RefSeq and is a predicted model, not a curated record. Gene Ontology annotation, cellular component: plasma membrane. Gene Ontology annotation, biological process: transmembrane transport. The transcript has 14 exons.
CAGCGUGAGAGAGAGGUAAUCAACAGUGCAUUCACGGCCAUGAGCCAGCCCACCCCAAUCACCACGGAGCUGCCCAGCCAUCCCGAGGAGAAGAGCUUGACCAUCGGGGUUAUAGACAUCGUGGUCGUCGUCAUUUACUUUGUCUUUGUCCUUGCCGUCGGGAUAUGGUCGUCUGUACGGGCAAGUCGGGGGACAGUCGGAGGCUAUUUCCUGGCUGGACGGUCCAUGACGUGGGGGCCGAUCGGAGCAUCUCUGAUGUCAAGCAACGUGGGCAGCGGGCUGUUCAUCGGCCUGGCAGGCACGGGGGCGGCCGGGGGUCUUGCUGUCGGGGGCUUUGAGUGGAACGCUACCUGGGCACUGCUGGCCCUUGGCUGGAUUUUUGUGCCCGUCUACAUUGCUGCCGGUGUCAUCACCAUGCCCGAGUACUUGAGGAAGAGAUUUGGAGGACAAAGGAUUCAAAUCUACAUGUCUGUGCUGUCCCUCAUUCUCUAUAUAUUCACCAAGAUAUCAACAGAUAUUUUCUCUGGGGCGCUAUUCAUCCAAAUAUCCCUGGGCUGGAACCUUUACCUCUCAACGGUGGUCUUGCUGGCAGUGACGGCUGUCUACACGAUUGCUGGCGGUUUAACAGCUGUUAUGUACACGGACACCCUGCAGACUGUGAUCAUGGUGAUAGGAGCGCUGGUGCUCACGUUCAUAGGGUUUGAAAAAAUCGGCUGGUAUGAAGGACUCAAAGAGAAAUACAGCACAGCGAUCCCCAGCGUCACCGUCCCAAACACGACGUGCCACCUCCCGCGCCCGGACGCUUUCCACAUGCUCAGGGACCCUAUCACUGGGGACAUCCCUUGGCCUGGCCUGAUAUUCGGCCUCUCGGUGCUGGCCCUUUGGUGCUGGUGCACGGACCAGGUGAUAGUUCAAAGGUCCCUCUCCGCCAAGAGCGUCUCUCAUGCGAAGGGUGGAUCGGUGCUGGCGGGCUAUUUGAAAAUACUCCCUAUGUUUUUCAUUGUCAUGCCGGGUAUGAUCAGCAGAGCCCUCUACCCAGAUGACGUGGGAUGCGUGGACCCGAAAAUCUGUGAAAAGGUCUGUGGAGCAAAAGUGGGUUGUUCUAACAUCGCCUACCCAAAGCUGGUGAUGGAGCUCAUGCCCAUAGGACUCCGGGGUCUGAUGAUAGCCGUGAUGAUGGCAGCCCUCAUGAGUUCCCUCACCUCCAUCUUCAACAGCAGCAGCACGCUCUUCGCCAUCGAUAUCUGGCAGAGGGUCCGCAAGAAGGCUUCAGAGCAGGAGCUCAUGAUUGUUGGCAGAGUCUUCAUUCUCAUCCUUGUCGUCAUCAGCAUCCUGUGGAUUCCCCUCAUUCAGACGGCCAACAGCGGCCAGCUCUUCGACUACAUCCAGUCCAUAACCAGUUACCUGGCCCCACCCAUCACUGCCCUCUUCCUCCUGGCCAUCUUCUGCAAGAGGAUCAAUGAGCCUGGGGCUUUCUGGGGCCUCAUGUUCGGCCUGACGGUCGGCCUCGUUCGGAUGAUCAUGGAGUUCUGCUAUCAGACGCCGUCCUGCGGCGAGGAGGACCGCAGACCGGGCGUGCUGAAGGAUUUGCACUACCUCUACUUCGCGCUCAUCCUCUGCGGGCUCACGGCCAUCGUCAUCGUCUUUGUGAGCCUCCUCACCCCGCCGAUCCCAGAGGAGAAGCUCGUGCGGCUGACCUGGUGGACUAGAUACAGCAAUGCUCCCGUGGUGGACCUGGAGACCCACAAACACGAGUCCGCAGAGAUCAACCCUUCCACGGGCGAGAAUGAUUUGGGGGCCAUGGACCCAGAGCCUGGACAUAAACCAGGAGCGGAGAUGCCGUGCUGGAAGAAGACGUACUUUUGGUUCUGUGGGAUGUCUGCCAACUCAACGCCCACCUUGACCAGGGAAGAGAGAGCAGCCCAAGAGCAGAAACUCACCAGCAUCGUGGAGAAGCCCCUGUGGAAGACAGUUUGUAACGUAAACGCUUUGCUCUUGCUGGUUAUCAAUGUGUUUCUCUGGGGAUAUUUCGGCUGAGGUGGGAGCCGGGGCUGCAGACAGUCCUCAACCUACUUGGCUUUGAUUCAGAACCACUACGGAUGCAAAUUGAAAAGAACAAAUUAACCUCCUCCUCCUCCUCUUCACCCCAGCCUGGAGCCAGUAGGCGACGGAGACAACAGACUGGCCCUUAGGCUCUAGAACGCUUCUUGUGCAACUUCCGAUAAUGCACUGGUUGUAGGAAAAGGUUUUAGCCCCAUGGAUUUCCCAUGGGGAACAAUAAAGCCCGGUGUGACCCGGAUUCAGAACCAAAUCAGCCUCAGCAUUCGGGGGUUUUCAGGGCAGGAUUUGACUCAACUCAAAAAGCAGGAGUCAACGAUGAGGCUUAGAGCCAAGCUCGGUUCAAAGGAAAGCUCGGGGGUUAUUCGAUUCUGGAGGCGUUAGCUCAGGCCAACAUCUGGUGCCUUGGCCUGUUCUCUUCUUUAUGCUGGUUUUACCUUUGGCCUUAGUGGAUUUAUUUCUGAUUUUCAGUGAUAGGCAGGGCAAGAGACUCAGACCAGGGUCAUUACUAUAGCAGACAAGAAAAUUCCCAUUACAACCUCCAUGACCACCUUGCUGCCCCAUAUCAGCGUUAUGGGCGAUCCCCAUAUGGACCAAUGAAAAGACCUAUGUCUACCCAUCAAGCCACCAGCAUAGUCCCUAUAAGCAAUCCCUGAAUGGUGGCCCAGGCAUGGAUUUCAUCCCUUGUCUUCAGACUGCUCUGACGCACAUUGUAGCUAUUGGACCCUUCCACGACUGAACAUCCAGGCUAAGACUUAGCUCCGCAUUGUGAGCGGGACAGCCUCUUAACCAACCAGAGACGCCUCCAGGUUAGCCUAUCAAAACAACUCUAGAUUGUGUGUUAGCCUAUCAAAAACAACCCUAAGGUAUGUGUCAGCCAACCACAAAGAAUAGCUGGAUCAGCCAAGCAGAGAGAACCCAAAGGUCCAAGGGUUGCCUGCAAAUAACAUUUUCAAUAUCUAUAGGGGACAACUGAGUCAUGUCUUUCCACUCCUGAGGGACCAUACUGCCUCCAUGGUCGUGCCUGGACCACUAUUUAUGCAUUGAACUGAUGUUGCCUUUUAACAGUGUUACCAGCAA